Molecule: messenger RNA, 1165 nt
Organism: Lactuca sativa (garden lettuce)
Lineage: Eukaryota; Viridiplantae; Streptophyta; Magnoliopsida; Asterales; Asteraceae
Product: protein FAR1-RELATED SEQUENCE 6
Source: RefSeq, a predicted model, not a curated record
UCAUGUAGUUUGUUUGCAAUUGCUCUCGAAAUAGUCUCCGGCUUCAGCACUCUCGAGUCUCGAGUCUCGAGUGUCGACCUCCCCUCCUUUUUGCUUCCGUCCCUAUAAUCCCUCUUUGAUCCAUCUCCCCCUGUUCAUCACUGCAGCUCUAAACAAUCCACACACCACGAUCAUCAUAAUCUCAAUUCCAAUUUUCGAUGGAUUUUGAGGUUGAUGAUGAUGUGAAUAGCGAAGUAUUAUUAAAUUCCACUGAAAUACAACCCCAAAAAGGCGAUGAAGAUGACAUGGCGAUGGUAGGAUGUUCCCUUGAAGAGGUAUUUCACAACAACCAUGAACAUGAUAUAAAAAUCGAUCAAGAUGAACCCGAAAGUGGCACGAUUCCAUUAGAUGGGUCCCACAAUGUGAUUGAAGAACCUUAUAUUGGGCAAGAAUUUGAAUCUGAAGCAUCCGCACAUGCAUUUUACAAUGCAUAUGCAACAAGAUUAGGGUUCUUGAUUCGUGUGAGUAAGCUUUCAAGAUCAAGGCGUGAUGGAAGUGCUAUAGGAAGAGCUCUUGUGUGUAACAAAGAGGGUUUUAGGAUGCCAGAUAAGCGUGAAAAAGUAGUUAGACAAAGGGUGGAAACAAGAGUUGGUUGUAGAGCAAUGGUUUUAGUUAGGAAAAUAAACUCGGGAAAAUGGGUGAUUACAAAAUUUGUGAAAGAGCAUACUCAUUUGUUGACACCUGGAAAAGGGCGUAGGGAUUUGAUUUAUGAUCAAUAUCCGAAUGAGCAUGAUAAGAUCAGGGAAUUGUCACAACAGCUAGCAAUUGAGAAAAGAAGAUCAGCAGCCUACAAAAGACAUUUGGAAAUGGUUUUUGAGCACAUUGAGGAACACAAUCGCUCGUUAUCAAAAAAAAUUCAAGAGAUUGUAAACAAUGUGAAUGCAAUGGAGUCUAAAGAGUUUGAAACUUGUCAAAAAUAAGUCAAAUUCUUCAUCGCAUACAGGAAUUGUGGAGUUUGGAUUUUGGGUGUUGGUUGUUUAUUUGCAAUUUUGCUUGUAGAUGUUGCAUAUUUUUCAACUUAGUUUAGAAAGUGUUUUCUUCCUUUCAUAUCUUGAAAGACUUGUGUACAAGUGGAAACCUUAUAUAAGUAAUUAAAAGGGUAAAUUCGUUUGUUUGUGUAUUAAAA